ACUUUAAAACGACCUUUUCAUAUUUUUGUUUAUUUGUUUAUUGAAUAUAUAUGUUAGAAUAUACGAGUUCAUUAUUGGCAUAUUAACAAGUCAGAUAUUUAGUGCACCCCUGUGCAAAGCUUUGACGACGCCUACAAAAGUUAAGUAAAAAAAUGGAGUUAAAUUACAAAUAUUGUCGGUGAAAUGAUAAUUGAAUGUGUAUUGGAGAUUUAUUGAUUAAUUGUGUGAUUUAUUUAUUUGAUGUACAUUUAUUUAUCACAUACUAGGUGAAGAUCUUUAAAACCCGGUGACGAAAUUUCUAUUACGAAUUUGGACUUUAAGUUUUGGAUUAAAGUAGAUUAAUCUGCAUUUGUUUGGAUUAAUUUCCAUAUGGGUGUGUAUAUUUGAUAUAAUACGACUCAGACAUUGAAAAGUAUACUUUACGUAAGAUUUUAUAAUUUGAAAAUAUAAGAAUUUUAUGAAAUAAUUUUAACGUGAUGGGAUCCGGUUCUAGCAAAGAGAAGUCAAACGAUGUGCGGAUAACUUUAAAAAACACAGACAAGAAAUCGGACGCAUUGUCUCCGAAGUCACAAGUGAAUUCAAAUAGCGCAGUCAAAAGUGAAAAUAUCAAGAAUUCAAAAAACAAGUUUUCAGAAAAACAAUUAAACGGAAAUACGAACAAGUUAGCUCGAAUUGAAAAUAAUAAUAAGACAAAUUCCAGGAUUCCUCAACCUUUCGAUGACAGUAGCGAUGAUGAUGCUGCUGAUUUGUUGAAAGAUGAAUGGAGAAGUAAAAAAAAUUCUACUGGAAAUAAAAAUACGAACAUUAAUUCAAAUGGCAAAGUGAAAACAUGGCAACCGCCCGAGCCUCCAAAAGGGGACUAUCCCGAAACGUAUGCUCAAAAGUUGCAAAGAGAGCAAUAUACACAACAACAGCUUUUACGACAAAAGACAAUUUACAGAAAUCCAGAUGAAUGGGAAAUAGAUCAGCAUACAAAAUCUCCGAACGGAUCACUAUGGAACGUUUCUCAGCAAAGUUUCGAUGUAUCUAAAUUCAAAGAGGUUAACAAAACGAUGCCAAAAACUGAUAUUUUUGGACCCGUAUCAAAUAAUGAUUACUCGUUUGGCAAUCACAUGGACGACGACACUCACUACAAAACAACGAAUUACAACAGAAAAAAAUCCAUUCCAAGAUACGAUGUAACCGAGGAAGAACUAAUGAACGAUAUUGAAACGCACUAUUACUAAACCAACCGGAAAUGACUCCAUGUUUAUAUAACAGAAAAUGACUCAAUGUUUACAUAACAAGAAUGACUCCAUGUUUAUAUAACAGGAAAUGACUCUAGUUUAUAUAACAGGAAAUGACUCAAUGUUUUAUGAUAUAACAGGAAAUGACUCCAUGUUUACAUUUCUAUGAUAUAUUCCCUAUGGAUAUUGUAGAUCACGAUAUAUAUUUUUGUAUUAUUAUCAAAAUAGUAUACUUAUGAACGACUGCAAUAUCAGCAUGAUGUUAAAUUAAUACAAUGGUUAUUUAUAGCUAUAAGGAAUAUAUCAUACAAACCACUGAGGCCGUUCGAAAAAGGGGUUAAACAUACGAUAUAUACUAUGGUUUGACUUUAUGAGAACCCGAGAAACAAGCUGUUAGUUAAUGUUAUGUUUAUGUAAGACAUUUUACAAAGCUUCCAUAAUGCAAUAGUAGAAUUUUUCUGAAAAAUUGAAAAUUCAAAUUGACCCUUAAUACAUAAUUUUGAACUAGGGCACUUGGCAGUGCUAUAAAUGUAAGCUGUGUAAAGAUAGAGGUUUCAUUUGAAGUUCCUAAGCAUAAACUGCCUCCUCAUCCUCCUCCUAUUUUUAUUUUAUUAUUACACUUUCAUCACAAAAAUAUCUAAAGUGAUUAUAUCUAUCGAUAUAAUUAUAUGUUUUUAUGAUUAUAACAUGACAAUUUUUAAGAAUUUGGAAAAAGAAAGAAGCAGUCAGAUGUGAAAUUUAAUUGGAAAUGAAACAAUGACUGGAGAACUUUUAAAGUAGUAAUGACUAUUUUGUGAUGGUGAGCUUUUGUUAAAACACAUUCCUGAUAUUAUAGAUAUAGUAAAGUAAGCAAUUGACGUAGUGACGACACUCGUCUAAACUCGGCCGAUUCCGUUCCUCCAGAAGGAGAGUACCGGAUUCACCCGAGGAUUGCCGAUUGGUAGUGACGAUGGAAUAAAUCUGUGAUAAUUUAUACUUGCCAAAGGAGGUUGAUAUUAGAGAAAAACAUAUUAAGUUAUUUAUUAUACAUCGGAUAUAUUUGUUAAUAAAAUAUUAUAUUUGA
Messenger RNA from Mytilus californianus (California mussel), 2289 nucleotides. Its product is annotated as glycosyltransferase-like protein gnt14. Lineage: Eukaryota; Metazoa; Mollusca; Bivalvia; Mytilida; Mytilidae. Bases 477 to 1226 code for a protein of 249 amino acids. The record is from RefSeq and is a predicted model, not a curated record. The transcript is spliced from 6 exons.